AUGAAAAAUUUAAUUGUCUUAAUUUUAAUAUUUGGUUUAGCUUGUUCUCAACAGUACUAAACAAAAUACUUUGAUUAACUGGUUGAUCACAUCGGCUUUGAAACAGGAGACAAAACUUUCAAGCAAAAAUAUCUUAUUAAAGAUGAUUAUUACAGAUAUGAUAAAGGUCCUAUAUUAUUUUACUGCGGUAAUGAAGCUCCUGUAGAUUUUUCUUUCGGUGGUGCAGGCUUUAUGCACACUACGCUUGCUUAAGAACUCAAUGCUUUAGUUGUUUUUAUGGAACACAGAUAUUUUGGCGAGUCUCAGCCCUUCGGAACAGAAAAAGAAUCUUUUAAGAAAGGAAAUAAUAAAUACCUAACUAGUUUUUAAGCAAUAAAUGAUUAUGCUAAAUUUUUAGUUUGGUUUAAGAAAAGUUUAGGUUGUGGAGAUGAUGAGUGCCCAGUUGUUGCUUUUGGAGCAUCUUAUGGUGGUAUGCUUUCAGCCUGGAUUAGAAUGAAAUUCCCAGAAAUCAUUGAUGUAAGCUUAGCCAGCUCAGCUCCUAUCUUCUUGUAUGAAAAUAGAGAGGGUAUAGAUGAGACUCUUUUCUAUAAGAUUGUUACUGACACCUACGAAUAAAAUGGUUGUAAUACAUAAAUUCACAGAGCUAUGAACAUUUUAACUGACUUGAUAAAUUCUCCUGUUCCAUCUUUCUUAUUUAAAAUAUAAAAUAAAAAAAUUUUAAAUGAAAUAAAUGAAGGGAUGAAAACUUGUAAACCUAUUACAGAUUAAGACAAUUUAGAUGUUCUAAGGUCUUACAUAGAUUAAGCAUAUAGUUAUAUGAGUAUGUUUAAUUAUCCACAAGAAGGCCAUUUUGUUUCAAAGAUGCCUGCUUGGCCUGCAAAUUAUUCUUGUACUCCGUUUGAAGCUAUUAAUGAUAAGUCAACUAUUAGUUAACUCUUCUAGGCUGUAAAAAAGUCUGUUGAUGUUUAUUAUGAUUUUGAAGAAUAAAAAGAAUGUACUAAUUUUAACACAGGUUCUACUGGAGAAAUUAAUACAAGUGCAUAUGAGAUUCUUACAUGUGCAGAUAUUGUUUAGCCUAUUCACCCUAAUGGUGUUACAGAUAUGUUUUACGAUUAACCAUGGGAUAAAGAUUCAUAUUAGCAAUAUUGUUAAGAAACUUUUGGAUUAACUCCUAAUUAUGACUAUGUCUUAAAUUUUUAUGGUGGUAAAAACGAUGAAGAAAUGAAGUAAUUCACUAGAAUUAUUUUCUCAAACGGUUUACUUGACCCUUGGUAAAGUGGAUCCCCAACAAAGUAUAUUAGCGACGAUUUACCUAUUAUCAAUAUGUACGCAGCUGCUCAUUGUAGUGAUCUUCGCUUACCUUAAAAUGGAGAUGUAGAAAGUGUGAUCUAAGCCAGAAUACAAGAAGAAAAAUAUAUAAAGCAGUGGAUUCAAGAAAAGUUACCCACAGAAUACUUUACUAAAAAAUCCUAAAUUUGA
This is a messenger RNA of Tetrahymena thermophila SB210, 1479 nucleotides long. RefSeq names its product serine carboxypeptidase S28 family protein. Gene Ontology annotation, biological process: proteolysis. Lineage: Eukaryota; Ciliophora; Oligohymenophorea; Hymenostomatida; Tetrahymenidae. Gene Ontology annotation, molecular function: dipeptidyl-peptidase activity; serine-type exopeptidase activity. The transcript is spliced from 4 exons. The record is from RefSeq and is a predicted model, not a curated record.